This is a messenger RNA of Notodromas monacha, 2078 nucleotides long. Lineage: Eukaryota; Metazoa; Arthropoda; Ostracoda; Podocopida; Cyprididae. The record is from the annotation of a GenBank genome assembly.
UCCAUUUGGACCAUACAGGAGCUCAUUGUGAUUGAUGAUAUAAUUUUUCCACUUCCACAGGGCUUCACGGCGUCUGAGCUGAAGAUGGUCGGACCAAGUCUCAUUGGCGCCGGCGUGUUCUUCUGCUUCCUGCGGGUGUUCUUCUGCACGUGUCCCCACUGUUGCCGCCAACGGUGCGGUUGCCAGUUUCCCUGCUGCUUCCAGCACGGCGCCGAAGAGCCGCCGGGUGUCGGUGGCGCCGAGAGCCGCCGCGACGACGUCGUCGGCAUCGCAGUUCAGCCCCUGCAGCAACACGGCCAGCAACAGUCGUCGUCCGCGGCGACCCCGGUUCCCGGGGCGUCCACACAACCGCCGCUGCCGCCAUCGACGGAGAAUGAAUCAACGUCUAGACAUACGAGUAGUCGAGGCAACCCCUCAUUGUCUUCAGCCGGCGGCGGGCGGCCGCGGACUUCGGCCGCCUCCACGAUCGCCGCCGCCAUCGACCCACCCGACUACUACGCCGACGUGCCGAAACUGCCGACGAUCUCCUCGGUCCGCGGAAGUCGCACAGACGUCAUUCGAGAAGAAGACGACUUGUUUGUCGACGUCGACGAGACUCAGUUUCAGCAGCAACAACAACACCAACAACAGACAGACGAGGUUUUGUUGUCCGCCAAGGCGCUCAACUCCUCGGGCCUCACUUGACCUUAAACUGCUUUUACGAACUUUUUUUUUCGUUUGUUCGUCGAUAUAUUUCGUGACGGGAAAAAGAGAGAAGAAAGCGAAAAACAAGGGAGUCCUUUCAAGUGUCGCGUGAGAGUUUCCGGGGGCAUUCAUAAAGUUACAGAGUCAUUUUUUUUUCAAGAGCAGCUUUGAAUCAAAGAUGCACUUUUCGGCUCUGAUUUUUGCAAGUAUUAUUCAUAAGACUGCUUUGGUAUAUUACAUCCUCAUAGAAUCGGAUUCUCGUGUCUCGUGCAUUUCAAUUUAAGUUUAAAAAAUUUAAAGAAUAUGGUCGUAAAAUCCUUCUUUCCAUUUUUCGUUCCUCAACAGCCAGGGUAAUGAUGAGAAACUUUCUGAAUGCCCCGGAUGUUUUUUGAGAAGUCAUGCUUGCGGGAAACAUGUGAUGCGUAAUUUCUUUCAAAGAACUGCAAAUUUAUUGCUUAAUAUUUGGAAAUUCGACGCUUUGAGCAUAUACUGUAUAGAUAAAUAAUUUAUGAAAAAAAUUAUACACGUUUUCGCACUUGUAGAAAUAAUCGCCACUCGUCAAAACCUUAAAAUGUUAUGGGUGUGUUUUCGGUUAUUGUGUUCUUCGCUUUUUUUUCAAUACUAUGUAGUUGAACAGAUGUUAAAAAGGGAAAUUUUGAUACUUGACACAUGAAAGGACCUGCGAGACUACCUCAACACAUUUCAGGCAAGUCCGAAUUACGAGAGGCAGUAAUUGACUUUAAUUUUUCUACUAUGUUCCUGAUGUUAAAUUCUGAAUGAAAUUUUGAAAAUUUAAUAACACCAGCACAUCUUAUUUGUUGUUCGUUUUCCGCGGAAAAUUUGAUAUUUUCAAAUAUGAGUGAAUAUCGACCUGAGCCAAAGCGUGCCAAUAUUUCAGAAUGACCCAUCUUCUAAAUACGCUUUUAAUCGUUAAUUGCGGUUUGAAUCCCGAAAACAGGGGAGUAUUUUAAUCGCCGUAUAAAAAUGUAGGUCUUUUCUGAUUGAAGAAUAUUCAGAGGACGUAAAUUUACGUUUCUUGAAGUAUACGUGUAAUUCACUUUAACUUAACCAAUGUCUGGCUGUGAAUUGAAUGGACUUGGCAGUAUCCUGAUUCCUGAGGAACCUUUCGACACCAUGUUAAAAAAUUUUGUGCAAUUUGAAGACGAAAUGCAAAAGUUCAUUUGCAGGAAUGACGUUUGAAGUUAACGCUACAGACAAGGCAUCUUAUUAAAGAGUCGCGAUUUUUUUUUCCUUCAAUUUUGCCCGAAGAAGAGUACUUUAAAUUUGAAAUAUCUGAAAAUAUUCAGAUUUUUAAAAUGCUGCAAAUGUCGGAUAUUGUUUUGUUGUUAUAUUGCUGAUGGAAUGAAUGAUUAAAAAUCGCAUUCACUGACACA